This is a messenger RNA of Lithohypha guttulata, 693 nucleotides long. RefSeq lists its product as uncharacterized. Bases 1 to 693 code for a protein of 230 amino acids. Gene Ontology annotation, molecular function: protein binding. The record is from RefSeq and is a predicted model, not a curated record. Lineage: Eukaryota; Fungi; Ascomycota; Eurotiomycetes; Chaetothyriales; Trichomeriaceae. The transcript has a single exon.
AUGGCCACCGUCUCGAGAACAGAUCCGGCGAUUCAGGACAUCCUUGAUUAUUGGUUCGGCCUUAGCCCUAAAGAUUGGUUUAUGGGAUCAGCCAGUCAGGAUGCAAUCAUCAAGGAACGGUUUGCACCUCUAGUGGAAAAGGCAAGGCUGACGGACGAGCUCAAUGCGACAUGGACGAGUACACCUUCUGGCUCACUUGCUUUGGUUAUCCUGCUUGACCAAUUUACCCGUAACAUAUUCCGCGUCGGCAACCACGAGGACCCGGGCCUCUCUUUUUCUGGAGACGUCAAAGCUUUGAGGCUCGCAUCGGAAGCUAUCGCAAAGGGAUAUGAUCGCCAAAUACAGCAGGAAAAUGAAUCAAAGCCCUUGCUUGGUGUUCCACAUCGUUACUUUUUCUAUUUGCCUUUUAUGCAUGCCGAGAAUCUGCCAUCUCAGAUAGCGUGUCGCGCUCUUUUCGAGGUCAUGAAGCAAGAAGGAGAGGUUGCUCAGUUGAAGCGUCUGGCCGAAGGCAAGGAGGACAGCGAGGCCGAGAAGACCAUACAAGAUUUGGUCGAGAAAGGGUGUGAAUUCUCGCAGAAGCAUUUGGACUGUGUCUCAGCUCUAGGCAGGUUUCCGAAACGUAAUGAGCCGCUGGGGAGGGGCCAUACUGAAACGGAAAGGCAGUGGUUAGAAGUGCAUCCUAUGGGAUUUUAA